AUGUUUGGCUUUAACUCUACUAAAUUCAGCAAUCCUAGUACCUUCAUCUUGAUGGGUGUACCUGGCCUAGAAGAUUUACACAUUUGGAUAUCAAUCCCUUUCAGUCUAAUGUAUGUUGUUGCCCUCUUGGGAAACAUACUCACCAUUUUUAUCAUCAAAACAAAACCUGUUCUCCAUGAACCUAUGUUUUAUUUUCUUUCCAUGUUGGCUGUUACAGACCUCAUCUUAUCUACUUCCACUCUUCCAAAGAUGUUGGGUAUAUUCUGGUUUAGCUCUCAUAAAAUUGAUUUCCAUGCCUGCCUCACUCAGAUGUUUUUCAUCCACGCCUUCUCUGCAGUGGAGUCAGGGCUUCUGGUGGCCAUGGCUCUUGACCGAUAUGUGGCAAUAUGCAAUCCUUUGAGACACACAUCUAUUCUUACAAAUUCUGUGGUGAUUCAGGUCGGCGCAGUGGCACUUCUACGUGGGUUAGUGCUAAUGACACCACAUCCUUUCUUAGUUGGGAUGUGGCCAUAUUGUCGGACUAAUGUAGUUCCUCACACAUACUGUGAGCAUAUGGCUGUGGUGAAAUUGGCUUGUGCUGACAUUACUAUCAAUAGUCUUUAUAGUUUGGCAGUUAUCAUGUUUAUUGUUGGAACUGACGUGACAUGCAUCUCUUUGUCCUAUGUACAUAUAUUUCGUGCUGUGUUCAAUCUACCAUCCAAAGAUGCCAGGUUGAAGACUCUCAGCACUUGUGGAUCCCAUGUUUGUGUCAUUCUGACCUUCUAUAUCCCUGCUCUUUUCUCCUUCCUCACCCAUCGUUUUAGUGCUCAGAUACCACGUCACAUUCAUAUUCUGCUGGCGAAUAUGUACUUGCUUGUACCCCCUAUGUUGAAUCCUAUUAUCUAUGGAGUAAGGACUAAACAGAUUCGAGAUUGUGUUUUACAAUUAUUUAAUACUAAAGUCAACUGA
Suncus etruscus (white-toothed pygmy shrew) is the source of this 948-nucleotide messenger RNA. Its product is annotated as olfactory receptor 52E2-like. Bases 1 to 948 code for a protein of 315 amino acids. Gene Ontology annotation, cellular component: membrane. Lineage: Eukaryota; Metazoa; Chordata; Mammalia; Eulipotyphla; Soricidae. Gene Ontology annotation, molecular function: olfactory receptor activity; G protein-coupled receptor activity. Gene Ontology annotation, biological process: G protein-coupled receptor signaling pathway. The record is from RefSeq and is a predicted model, not a curated record. The transcript has a single exon.